CAAUUAUUACUGAAAAUAAUGUCCAAGCUCGAUGACUUAUUUGAUAAAAAAAAAGAUGAAGCGCCUAUGCUAGACUUAUCAAAAGUUGUCAUAAAUACUGCUGAGGAAUACCGUGAAGUUUUGGACAAAGUGCCAGAUUUCAAAACGAGGCCGGAAAAGGUUAAGCUUGAAGAUAUUAAAAUUAAAGAUAAACCAGAAGAUCACAAAACAAAGACACCUAAAAAGGAAAUAAAAGCUUAUGAAAAACUAGGCACUCGUGGCUAUGAAGAAAAGCAAUUUACGUUUAUGGAUCCCAUACCAGUGGAAAUGCAAGGAUUAAAAUUCGAUGAACUUUGCGCAGUACCUAUUGAAUGGCGAAUGUUGACGUCCAUUAGACCGAAAUCUAAACUUGAUGAAGAGUAUUUUAAUAGAUUAAUAGAACUCGGCAAAUCCGAAUUAAGAACAAAAGCAAGAGAUAAGAGGGAAUAUGCGAAAAACAACAUGAUUAGAAAAACAAAGACUCGUUCGGGUGUGACUGAAACACGCAUCGUGUCAUGCUCUGAGUGCGGCGAAGAGUACUGCAAUGGUAAAAUGUGUACCAUAACAAACUACGACAUGUUCGCAAGGUUAAAGUUAGAAGUAGAGACGAAGACCAAUCGUGCGCAGGCGCCAACCGCACAAUUGAGCAAGAUGCGUCGCAUGCGCCGUCGCGUGCGGCGCAAGCCGCGCAGCAAGAGUGCCGCGCCCGCUUACAACAAACCAGGAGCCACUAAGCUUGGCGCUAGAAGUGACACUGAAAUUUAAACCUGAUCAGCAUAUACUUACAGUACAUCACAUCUCUGGUGUUUUUAUUUUAAUUAACAACAUAUGAUUGCUUUUAAAACUACCCAAAACAUUUGUUUUAUCAAUAAUACGGUUAAUGUUUUAUUGGAUAAAAACUUUGAAGAAUCUUAUUAGGUAUGUAACGGAUAGCAUACCGUAAACACAUAUGACUUUUAUGAGUCGGGCCGGAAAUUCGACUUGUCUCCAACCUAGAUCCGUGGCUACACGUAACUAUCAUACAAAUACUCGUUAAAAAUUCACCUGUACACUAUGACUACUGCAUACUGCUACGAAAACAACCGACAUAUAUGUAUGAAAUUACAAAAUUAAUACGCUAAGAAUUACAGCACGAGUUAGUUUGAUGAUGUCUUCAUUUAAAAGCUUUUAAUUCAUAUCAUUAAUUAUAUGAUAAAACAAA
Messenger RNA from Vanessa atalanta (red admiral), 1219 nucleotides. RefSeq lists its product as uncharacterized. The record is from RefSeq and is a predicted model, not a curated record. The transcript is spliced from 5 exons. Lineage: Eukaryota; Metazoa; Arthropoda; Insecta; Lepidoptera; Nymphalidae. Bases 19 to 783 code for a protein of 254 amino acids.